Messenger RNA from Lolium perenne, 651 nucleotides. RefSeq lists its product as uncharacterized. The record is from RefSeq and is a predicted model, not a curated record. Lineage: Eukaryota; Viridiplantae; Streptophyta; Magnoliopsida; Poales; Poaceae.
AUGGGUGACCCCUACCUCAUCUGGGCGGCCCACUCACACCAGAUGCUUGCUGGGCCGUGUUUCGCGUUCUUCGGAAUACCCCUCAGCCUCAUCGACGGCAACUACACAAGCUGGAGGGAGCUCUUCCUCGUCGCUCUCGGAUGCUAUGGUCUCACCACCCGUGUUACUGGCGAGGCCACCCCCUUCGACACGUCCCCCACCUCUGCUUGGGGCCGCGAUGACUACACCGUGCUCUCCUGGAUCUACGGCUCCAUCGACACCGACCUCCUCGACAUCGUCAUGCGUCCUGGCUCCACCGCGCUCACCAUCUGGGACGUCAUCGAGAACCUCUUCCGCGACAACAAGAAGCACCGCACCAUCCAGCUUGAGGCCAACUUCCGCAACACACCACAAGGCGAUCUCUCCAUCAGUGACUACUGCGCCAAGCUCAAGAACCUCGCCGAAGCCCUCACUAACAUCGGCCAGCCCAUCAGCGAAGAGACGCUGGUUCUGACGCUCCUCCACGGCCUUAAUGAUAUUUGCGCCCAUCUGCGUUUGUUUCUUCUGUUUCAGGUGUCGUUCGCCUCGUUUCUUCAGACGCGCUCCGCCCUCAUCCUGGAAGAAACUCAGCGGCGCACCGACGCCCACAACGCCGCCUCCACCGCACUCUAG